AUGGCUCAUGACAACGUUGCCGAUCUCGGCGUGGACGAUGAAGGGGUGGCAGAUGUACAUAGCAUAGCUCGAUCGACGAUUAGUCUUCGUAAGUCACUUCUUGAUCAUCGUAUCGAGAAUGGAAGGUCGUACCACAGAUAUAAAGAUGGCAAAUACAACCUCCCCAAUGACGAAAUGGAACUAGACAGGUUAGAUUUACAGCACCACUUGUGGCUUCUUUCUCUCGAUAACAGACUUGGUAUUGCCCCACCUUGCAUGGAGGGCGCCCAGGUCGGUCGGGUGCUUGAUGUCGGAACUGGGUCUGGCGUCUGGGUCCUUGACUUUGGUGACGAACACCCCGAGUCUGAGGUGUACGGUAUCGACCUGUCGCCAACUCUCCCCAUCUAUGUGCCUCCAAACGUCAAAUUUGAAGUCGACGAUGCUGAGGAAGAAUGGACUUGGUCGCGGCCCUUUUCCUACAUCCACAGCCGCGUGAUGACCUCCAGUAUUGGUGACUGGCCGCUCUAUAUACGCCGUUGUUUCGACAAUCUCGAACCUGGGGGAUGGAUCGAGCUACAAGAAUUCGAUCUCUUUCCGCGCUCAGACGAUGGCACUCUCACGCCUGAGCAUCCAUUGAUGAAGUGGUGCACCCUUCUCCUCGAGGCAUCGGAGAAGUUCGGUCGUCCCUACGUCAAAGUCCCGCUAUUGAGGGACCUCCUCAUAGAGGUUGGCUUUGUGGACGUAUCGCUAAGUCUAUGCAAGUGGCCUACCAACACUUGGCCGAAAGAGCCCAAAUAUAAGGAAAUUGGUAUCUGGCAUAGCCAAAAUGUUUCUAGCGGCCUUGAUGCCUUUACAAUGGCAGCUUUAACGCGUGCCCUGAAAUGGACACCUACUGAAGUCGAGGGAUUCCUCGUUGAUGUACAGGACAACAUUAAGGAUAAGAAAAUCCACGCAUGGUGGCCAGCAUACUGUAUUAUCGGACGCAAGCCAGAGCAGGUAGAAAACCCGGCUUCCCCUUUCUCUUGA
Molecule: messenger RNA, 1005 nt
Organism: Colletotrichum orchidophilum
Lineage: Eukaryota; Fungi; Ascomycota; Sordariomycetes; Glomerellales; Glomerellaceae
Exons: 9
Coding region: 1-1005 (334 amino acids)
Molecular function (GO): methyltransferase activity
Source: RefSeq, a predicted model, not a curated record